AUGGCGCAAUUCAUACCGCGUCAGGCAUUUCCUCACUAUGGGGCCAUCCCGAGGUCUUACUUCUUGGGACAUCACCGGGCUGGUCUGAGCAAGAUGAAGAACAUGCUAUCUUCAAUCGACUACGUCGUCGAGUGCCGAGAUUAUCGGGCUCCUGUCACAUCAAUCAAUCCUUUGUUUGAGGAAGCACUGGGAAACAAGAGACGACUGGUUGUUUAUACGAAAAGAGAUCUUGGCAGCAUUCCCAAAUCGCCUACCCAGAAGCUUUUAGAGAAAAAGGUCCGAAGCUUCGACCCUAAGAGCGCCGUGUUUUUUGUCAGUUCAUCGUCCCGCGCCGACGUCACUCAAAUUAUCAAACACCUCCGAGACGAUGCCGAAGGACCAGAUAGGCUCGUGGGAUGCCGAGUCUUGGUAGUGGGAAUGCCCAAUAUUGGAAAGUCGACCUUGAUCAACCACCUACGGAACUUUGGUGUUGGAAAAGCAAAAGCCCUGAAAACUGGAGGUCAGCCUGGUAUCACACGGAAGAUCGCCAGCCCCGUGAAGAUCAUCGAGCGAGAGAGCGGGUCCCACGUCUACGUGCUCGAUACUCCGGGUGUCUUCAUGCCAUACGUUCCAGAUGCCGACAAUAUGCUCAAGCUAGCAUUGUGUGGCUGUGUCAAAGACGCCGUCAUCUCACCCGUCACCCUCGUCGAUUACUUGCUCUAUCAGAUCAACUUGCAUGAUGCGCAGGCGUAUAAGCGUUGGUCCGAGCCUACCAACGAAGUCAUGCCGUUGCUUGAGAGUUUUGCACGACAAACGGGGCUACUGGGAAAGGGUGGGAUACCGAAUAUAGACAGUGCAGCACUGCACUUUAUUCAGAAGUGGCGGGCGGGUGAUCUUGGUCGAUUCAUUCUCGACGACUUGGAUGCAGAGCAACGGCGGCGAGAUGAUCCUGAUCAAAAGGCACGUUUGAGUAUGUCCCAGGCUUUGAAAGUCGAGAGGACAACGCGGAAGAACAAGCCGGACGUAAAUACUACCAACUCCUCUUAA
This is a messenger RNA of Penicillium cataractarum, 1026 nucleotides long. Its product is annotated as putative GTPase MTG1. Gene Ontology annotation, cellular component: mitochondrion. Gene Ontology annotation, molecular function: GTPase activity; GTP binding. The transcript is spliced from 2 exons. The record is from RefSeq and is a predicted model, not a curated record. Lineage: Eukaryota; Fungi; Ascomycota; Eurotiomycetes; Eurotiales; Aspergillaceae. Bases 1 to 1026 code for a protein of 341 amino acids.